Messenger RNA from Oryza sativa Japonica Group (Japanese rice), 3168 nucleotides. RefSeq names its product probable LRR receptor-like serine/threonine-protein kinase At4g37250. The record is from RefSeq and is a predicted model, not a curated record. NCBI's taxonomy places the organism in Eukaryota, Viridiplantae, Streptophyta, Magnoliopsida, Poales, Poaceae. Gene Ontology annotation, molecular function: protein binding; protein kinase activity; ATP binding. Gene Ontology annotation, biological process: protein phosphorylation.
CACCCACACAACACAAAACCCCACCGUUUCCUCGCCGUUUUCACGGCCCUCCCCUCGUCGUCUCGUCUCAUCCUCAACGCCACCACCACCCACCCUGCACUCCCCCUUCUUUAUUCCCCCGCACAUGCCAUUGCCAUCGCCAUUGCCAACCUCACCCUGCUCCUCUCCAUCUCCUCCCUCUCCAUUGUCAACUCGCCUCGGUUCCUUCAUGUCGCCGGCGACGACGGCUGAGUAGAGGUAACAGCGGCGGCGGCGGCGAUGGAGGGGAGGUGGGUGGUGGUGUUUUGGGUUUUGGUGGUGAUGUGCCGUGGCGCGUGCGGGCUGAACGCGGACGGGGUGCUGCUGCUGUCGUUCAAGUACGCGGUCACCGCCGACCCGCUCGGCGCGCUCGCCGGGUGGGGGUACGCCGACGAGUCGCCGUGCGCGUGGAACGGCGUCGUCUGCAACGGCUUCCCGCAGGCCGACGCCGCGGCGGCGUGGACGGCCAAUGUCACCGGGGUGGCGGCGGCGGAGGGGGGCAACUCGAGCGCCGCUGUCCCCGUGCCGUCGAACGGCACGGCGGCGGCGGCGGCCGGGCUCGGCGUCAACGCGUCGCUGGCGGCGGCGGCGACGGUGUCGCGGGUCAUCAGCCUCGUGCUGCCCAACGCGCAGCUGUCCGGGUCGCUGCCGCCCGAGCUGGGCCGCGUCGAGCACCUCCGCCACCUCGACCUCUCCGGGAACAGCCUCAACGGCAGCUUGCCGCCGACGCUGCUCAACGCGACCGAGCUCCGGGUGCUCUCGCUCGCCGACAAUGACAUCUCCGGCGUGCUCCCCGACGGCGGCUCCGUGCCCUACUCGCGCAGCCUCCAGGAGCUCAACCUGUCGAACAACGCGCUCGCCGGGCGCCUUCCGCCCGCUCUCUGCAGGCUCCCGAGCCUCGCCGUGCUUGGCCUCGCCAACAACUACCUCGCCGGCGAGCUCCCCAUCGGCGGGCUCGCCGCCUUGGAGGUCGUCGACUUGAGCGCCAACUACUUCAAUGGCUCCCUCCCGUCCGACUUCGGCGGGAGCCGGCUACGAUUCCUGAACAUCUCGUCGAACAAGCUCACCGGCGCGCUACCCACCGAGCUGUCCGCCGUCGUGCCGGCGAACUCGACGGUCGAUCUGUCGCACAACAACUUCACCGGCACGGUGCCGCAGGCCGGCCCGUUCGCCGUGCAGCCGGCGGCGGCGUACGAGGGCAACCCGGAGCUGUGCGGGCCGCCGCUGAAGAAGAUGUGCUCGAUCCCGUCGUCGCUGUCGAACCCGCCGAACGCCACCGACUCGCCGCCGGCGUUCGCGGCCAUCCCCAAGAACCCGACCCGCCCAUCUCCGGGAGCCCAGGCGCAGGCGCCGCGCGGGCAGGAGAAGCUCCGCCCCGCGGCGAUCCUCGCCAUCGUCGCCGGCGACCUCGCCGGCGUCGGGCUCCUCUUCAUGCUGUUCCUGUACAUCUACCACAUCAGGAAGAAGAGGCGGCAGCGGCGGCACCAUCAUCAUCAGCAGCAGCAGGAUUCGCCGCUGCAGCACAAGAGCAACCGAGCAAUCGGCGACGUCAAGACGCUCGACAUCGCCGGAGCCAGAGAAGAGAAGGCGUCGACGUCCACAGGCUGCUGCAUUGGCCGCAAGAACGACAGCUCGGACGAGAGCUCCGACUGCUCGGCGUCGUCGGGGGCGGAGACCUCCGACGACGACGACGACGGCGACCUCAAGAAGCGGAGCAUGAGCUUCAUCGGCCGGAGCACGCCGCAGCAUCACAGCAAGAAGCACGACCACCCUCAUCAUCAGGCGGCGGCGGCGCCGCCGGCGCCGGCGACGCUGGUCACCGUCGACGGCGACGGCGAGCUGGAGAUGGAGACGCUGCUGAAGGCGUCGGCCUACAUCCUCGGCGCCACCGGGUCGAGCAUCGUGUACAAGGCCGUGCUCGCCGACGGCACGGCGCUCGCCGUCCGCCGCAUCGGCGAGAGCGGCGGCGCCGACAAGCUCAAGGACUUCGAGGCGCAGGUCCGCGCCGUGGCGCGCUUCCGCCACCCGAACAUCCUCCGCCUCCGCGGCUUCUACUGGGGCGCCGACGAGAAGCUCCUCAUCCAUGACUACGCCACCAAUGGCAGCCUCGCCAACAUCGCCUUCAGCAGGCGGUUCGGGGCGUCGUCGCCGCUGCAGCUGAGCUUGGAGGCGCGGCUGCGGAUCGCGCGCGGCGUGGCGCGCGGGCUGGCGUUCAUCCACGAGAAGAAGGGGGUGCACGGCAACGUGAAGCCGAGCAACAUCCUGCUCGGCGCCGACAUGGAGCCGUGGAUCGGCGACUUCGGCCUGGACCGGCUGCUCUCCGGCGAGGCCGUGCACCGGAGCACGGGCGCGUCGGCGAGGCUGUUCGGGAGCAAGCGCUCGAUGCACUCGACGAGCAGCCUGCCCGACCUGUCCCAGAUGCCCGGCGCCGGCGCCAGCCCAUGCGGGUCGUCGUCUGCGGCGACGUCGGCCGCAGCCGCGGCCGCGCCGCCGCCGUACCAGGCGCCGGAGUGCCUCAAGAACCUCAGGCCGAACACCAAGUGGGACGUCUACUCCUUCGGCAUGGUGCUCCUGGAGCUCCUCUCCGGGAGGGUCUACUCGGAGGUGGAGCUCUGCCAGUGGCACGCCGGGUUCGUCGUCGAGGAGCGGAGCCGGCUGCUCCGCAUGGCCGACCCGACGCUCCGCGGCGAGGCCGACGGCAGGGAGGACGCCCUGCUCGCCUGCUUCAAGCUCGCCUUCGCCUGCUGCGCCAUGGCGCCCGGCAAGAGGCCCGCCAUGAGGGACGCCGUGCUGGUCCUCGAUCGAAUACCUUGUUCGUCUUCAUCUGCCUCAACCACCACCACCACCACCGCCGCCGCUGCCAUUCCUUGAUCCAGUGAAUUGAAUGCCAAUGACGACAAUUAUCAAGGAGGCUGGAUGGUCCAAACAACAACAACCACCCCCAAAAAAGAAGGAAAAAAGAGGACGAGAUCUUUGUGUGUUAGGAGUGUGUAGAUUUGUGUCACUAAUUUUGAUCCCUGUGAUUAACCUCGCGAGAGAGAAAAAAGACCUUAGCUGAUGGAGUGCUGAUCUAGUAGUGAUCUUGUAAUCUGUUGCCUCUGAUUUGUAAUGUGAUUGUUACAACCCUUGCAUUGCAAACUUGCAAUCGCA